CAACACCAACACCAAGCCGUUGUAGCUGCAACAAACACAAAGCUUCGCACAAACAUUGCUUCCUGACUCAAAAUCGUACAGCACAACCUUACACGCCACACGCCACGCUUCUAAGCUCGACAACAUGGCCAGUGAGAAGUCUGAUGUUCACAAGCAGGAGGCGCAGAUCAAGUCUGCCGACAUGAGCGAGGAGAUGCAGAACGAGGCCAUUGAAGUUGCACAACAGGCAAUGGAGCAGUUCACCAUCGAGAAGGACAUUGCGCAGUACAUCAAGAAGGAAUUUGACAACCGCAAGGGCGCAACAUGGCACUGCAUCGUCGGCAGGAACUUUGGCAGUUUCGUUACGCACGAAACCAAGCACUUUAUUUACUUCUAUCUCGGACACUGCGCCAUCCUCUUGUUCAAGACCCAGUAAGCACGAGCAAUUGGAUUCAAGUAUCGUUGGUCGUCUGGAGUUAUCAUCUGCCGUUCGUUCUACCACAGCAUCCGGACUGCUGGAGCCCACUUCUCGUCUCGGCUUAGGUUCAGAGUAGGGCACCUGCUUGAUCGUCACGGACAUCGGCCUGGUGAGACUUGUGCCUAUGUUUUGGUCAUCGGCGGUCAGGAUUGUUCAUUGUCCAUUUGUUAAGCGGUAUCGAGGACUUGAGGUGGGGUUCACGAAGUCUGGGAAGAAGGGCUACUUUUGUCAGGACACCACGAGUAUCACGAGUCUCUUCCGAGGCACUGGACGCCUAUCGAUAAACAAAACAGCAACCAUACUCAUUCUCGACGUUUUGCCG
Molecule: messenger RNA, 779 nt
Organism: Didymella exigua CBS 183.55
Lineage: Eukaryota; Fungi; Ascomycota; Dothideomycetes; Pleosporales; Didymellaceae
Product: dynein light chain type 1
Exons: 7
Coding region: 125-415 (96 amino acids)
Biological process (GO): microtubule-based process; cilium assembly
Cellular component (GO): cytoplasmic dynein complex
Molecular function (GO): dynein intermediate chain binding; dynein light intermediate chain binding
Source: RefSeq, a predicted model, not a curated record